AAGAGAUUCAAGCAGAUCGGGGCUAGAUGUUAGAGGGAAUGAGGUUGAAGGGAUGGGCGCUGUCCGCGAAAGCUCUGGCGGGGAGCAGACUCCUUCGAAGAAGAAGAGCGAGCGACAGAGGAUGGUGCGAGAGGAGGUGGCGGAAGGAACCCUCCGCAUGAAGAGGAUGAGAGGAAAACCGGAGGCGUUGAUGGGCGGGGAUGGAGGUGGCGACGGAGAACGUGCCUCGGGAAAGAAGCCAGCGAACGAAGAGGGUGGGACGGCAAGUAAGAAAGCGAGGAGGCCAGGCGGUUUGACCAUCCGCGAAGGACAAGCCGCGGGUGGAGGAGAUUCGGCUGAUCCAGGCGCUGCGGCCGCGAGAGAACCUUCGGGGAAAUCGAAACGGAAAGUGGCAGCUGAAGAAGGCGAUGGCCAGAAGAAACCUCGAAGGCGGAAGACUGCUGAGGCGGCGAGCGGUGGCGAAGGGCCUGUCGGUCAGGAGUGCGACGAAGCGGCAGCGUUCAGGCUCGAAUACGAGCGGAACGAUGUUGGUGAAAUCGUGGAGAAGGAGCUCCCCGUCCAACUGCUCAUCGACCCCAGGAAGGUCUGCGACAUCCCGCCUUGGGAAAGAUAUUAUAACCACCACAGUCUAAGCCGCGAAACUGUGGACGACAUCAAGGAUGCGAUGCUGAGUCACUUCCGCGAGAAGAAGAUCUGGACGAAAAACCCUCUCGUUUUGGCACCCAUCUACAAGCCGGUGUCGCGUAGGCUGGAGCAAGCAGACAGGGUUCACAAAGAUGUCUUCAAGCCAGAGGACAAGGACAAGUACUACUAUUACCCUGUUAACGGACAACACACAGUGGCUGCUGUGAAGGAGUUGGAGGGUGAGCAAAUAUUCGAUUUGUGGAAGAUGCACUCGUGGCCAGCGAGAGUUGUGUGGUUCUCCGACCGAGAUUUCGCGGGGUAUAGGCAGUGGAUGCCGCUCGUGACGGCCAGUGACGACGUUUUCCGCAAAGCCAUGAAAUUCUACGCGAAAUGGGCGGAGGGGAAGUUGUUGGGCGGCGACGGCAAGACGCCAUUGUCGAGGCCGGGCAAAUACAUGCCAGACAAAUCCCUGGGUCUGCAAGCAAUUCCGGAAAUGGGCUCGAAAGGGGUGGCUGGUGAAACGAAGAUGGGGUGGCUGGUCCGGGUCCCACCGCCUCCGACCAAAAAGAAAACGCAAGCGGACGACAAAUUUUUCGUGGUCGUGAAGGAGCCAGACAUGUUCUGUGGGCAGUGUCUCGCAGAUAUGACCGAUGUCGAGAAACUGUCGACCCUUGACGACAUUCUCGCGCUAAGGGGAGUGUUCGUGCAAUCCGCGGGCGGCCAUCUGAAGCGUCAGCAUAAACCAGGAAUUAAAGACAUGGUCGCGGCGACGAAAGUGGACCGUAUGAUGCUCCGUAUGUUCCACUACAUCUUGUUCCUUGAAAUGGAGGCGGAUGAACGUGUUUGGCGCUACGAGAGCUUUUUUUUCCGCACCGAGGGGCGGCUUCUGGAGGAGUUCGGGCCGCAGGGCCUCACGAAACAGUGCGUGAACACUUGCAAACGUACUCUUCCGCACGAGAAGGAGUCCCUCGACGACGCGAAGAAAUUGUACGAGGACGACAGGUUCCCUAAAUCUUUCGAAAAGUCUGUCCGUUCCAUCUUGCGACGGACGGAAGAAGAAGUUCGAGACACUGCGAUCCGUGAGGUUGUGCGACAUUACGUGUGGAACCUGUACGUCCUCGAUUUGUGUGAUCCCACACUCCUCACAGACUGGCGAGAAGACGAUUUUGCCAACUUGCAAGGCCUUCUACAAACACUUUCGCCAACGCACUGGACACUUGUGAUCUUUUUUCCCUCUCGUUGGGAGCUCAGUUUUUUGAAAGGCAUGACCAGGCUUAGCGUCCAUCACGUCAGGACAGGGAAGUGGGUAUGUAAUGCACAAAAGCAGGCCACUGUCCGGGAAGGCAAUAUGCUGGUUGAGGAGUGUGACCGCCUGUACGUGAUUUUUAAUGGCGAGAAGCUGGAAGACAACACAUUCGCAGUCUACCCGGCCAGUAGCCCGACAAAGGCUUCCCGUGCUCAUGGUCCAAGUCCGGCUAAACACACGGUGGCCGACCGCUCGAAAGCUGUCUGUUCGUCGGACCCAUCAGGACAGGCUGUGGCGUGUUUCGACGUGGCGGAAGAGGAAAGGUUCAUUCGUAGCAUGUGGGAGGACGGCGACGUGACAAGUUCUCAAGGACCUGCUUACAGGGAGAUGGAGCGGAACCCGUCCCGUCUAGUUGGUCUACUCGAAAACUUUUGCAAAGCUGGUCAAACUGUUUUUUUCUUUGGGAAGGCGCAUGCGUCUGUCGUGUGGGAACUCCUGCGCACCGGUCGGAAUGUCGUCGUGUUGGAGAAGGAGGCGAAGAUGAUCGAUUACCUUCACGACCUUCACGAGUUCGUGAAGGCACGCGUUGCAGACACUCGCAAUGCUUGCGAGUUUAGAAACCUGGUGUUCGCUGUGCUCAAUGGGUACCACGGUGCACCCAGGGAUUUUGUCUCGCACUUCCUGAGAAGGUUGGAGCACGUUUACUUCACGCUGGCCGAACCGCUCACUCUCGAAAACUACAAGUCACAGUUUGACGAGGACGACCCUUUCGACGCCGAAGACAUGGAGAAGCUGAGCGACUCCGAAACCUUCGAUUUCGAGUCCAUGCCACUUCCUCGGGUGGUUGGACAGCAUCCGGGAGGGGGUGGUGGAGGAGACGAAGGAGACGGAGGAGGUGGCGUAGAAGACGGCUCACAGUUUGCCGGAAAGGGGACGGGCGAGACAUCGUCGGUUGAGAAGGCGUCGGGCGGAAAGGGGUCGGGCGGGAAGGGGUCGGGCGGAAAGGGGUCGGGCGGAAAGGGGUCGGGCGGAAAGGGGUCGGGCGGAAAGGGGUGGGACGGAAAGGGGUCGGGCGGAAAGGGGUCGGGCGGAAAGCGUAGAACGUCCGGGAAUCCCGAGUAUAUGAAAACUGACCCCCACUGCGUAGGGAGUCGAGAUUCCGACAUGCGAGACGAGGACACCCUGACGUCUGAUCAAGUGCGAGUAGAUUCGCACUUGUCUGCGAGGAGUUUGUUUCCCGUUGCCCAGGAGAGUCCAUCCCGCCGUGCGCAGCAGAGAUCUCCUGUGCUCAACACCUUGCUCCUGAAAGAGGGCGCGUCUUCGUUUUCCCUGGAGGGCGGGAUGCCUUCAUUGCGAAGGAGCGAAGGUGCGACCUCCGGUUCCCUCGGCUCGGGCGACCGCCACAAACUCCGAAUACAUUCGGAUUUGCUGCCGUCGCCCUACGCCAUAAGUGCUCCUCACGCAACAGUUUCGCGGGGCCAAGAAAAUGUGACGUCCUGGCCCCCGCAUCUUCAGUUGGACACAGGGUUACCCUACUCACCUCCUUUCUCAUGUGUUGAGACUCGAGACUGGCGCUUUCGCGACGUGCUGGAGGGGCCCGCUCCAGGAGUGUUGGAGACCGGGGGUAGCGAGAACGAACGUCACACUCCUGGGGAAGACGAGUGCUCUCCGGGAACGCGUGCUGUACAUCGGGAAGAGGAGACCCAACGCUGGCAGUCUCGCAAAGUGUUGGAGACCGGGGGUAGCGAGUGUGAACGUCAUGCUUCGGAGGCGUUGGUGAUCGGGACGUCCGAAGAGGUUCUGCACAGUCGCUCGGCUGUGGCCACGACGCGAGAGGGUGUCGUUAAGGGAGGUAAGUGGACGUCCGUUCAAGCUCCCGUUCUUGGCGACGAAGAAUCCGCGGUGGAAGCUCGGGUUCAUAGCGAUGAGAAAGGCGGUGAGGUGACUGUCGACAUCCGGACGGAUCCACAGCGGAAAGAUGGUGAUUCUUCGCCCACCCGUUGCGGUGAAGAACAGGGUGGUCGAGCGUCUGUCCUCAACACCGCUCGGGGAAUGGUGCUUCAUGAAGCCAUAGAGUUGGGUAACGACUCGGCAGCCACCGAGCUGGCUAGUGACUCAGGCGUGGCCGAGAUGCAGAACAUCGAAUCCUCCGUGGAAGGCGGUGAGGUGGCCGUCAGCAUCAACAUGGAUCCAGAGCGGAAAGAUCAUGAUUCUCCGUCCACCCGUUGCGGUGCCGAACAGGGUGAUCGAGCAUCUGUCCUCAGUACUGGUCGGGAAAUGGUGCUUCAUGAACCCAUCGACUUGCCAAGCGACUCAGUUGCCACCGAGUUGGUUAGCGACACAGCCGUGGCCGAGGUCCAGAAACUCGAAUCGUUCGUGGACGUUGGCGCAGUGGCGCGACAGGAGGGCGAGUUCCCUCAAAGGGCUCCCGAGCACGGUAAUAUUUGUGAAUAGGACCACUCGCAUAUCUGUCACUGGCCAGCUCUAUGUUCGUCCGAAUUGGUGUCAUGGGCUAAUGUACCUGUU
Messenger RNA from Chara braunii, 4396 nucleotides. The record is from the annotation of a GenBank genome assembly. NCBI's taxonomy places the organism in Eukaryota, Viridiplantae, Streptophyta, Charophyceae, Charales, Characeae.